Larimichthys crocea (large yellow croaker) is the source of this 4583-nucleotide messenger RNA. It is a transcript of the gene cep162, whose product is annotated as centrosomal protein 162. The record is from RefSeq and is a predicted model, not a curated record. The transcript has 30 exons. Lineage: Eukaryota; Metazoa; Chordata; Actinopteri; Sciaenidae. Gene Ontology annotation, cellular component: centriolar satellite; axonemal microtubule; centriole. Gene Ontology annotation, biological process: cilium assembly. The coding region runs from base 178 to 4284 and encodes 1368 amino acids.
CGCGUUUUUCCCAGCCAAUCGGGUUGGCUAUGUCACCCGGGGUGUUGUCGCGGGAACUACUGGAACACAACAGACCGGAGUUGGACGUUUCUUCAUGAAGUGUUGAGUUGCUGGAGCCUUGUGUGUUCUGACCAGUUGUCUGUGCUCUCGUUGGCUGAUGGGGUGGACGGCGUCGCUAUGUCUCACAGACUGAGCAAGGAGGAGCUGGAUGAACAGUUUGAGCUGUUCUUGAAGGAGUCUGUUUCAGAUGACUCGUUGGAAUUGGGCGGCUCUGACAAGCAGCUCGCCGCCGCUAAGAGCUGCCGGAAAUCAGCCCAGAAGCCGACAGUGUCUUGGUGGGAAGAUGACGAACACGGCAGCCGAGGAACAGGAAGAGCACAGACGACCAAAAGCAGAUUUAUCAAAGCCAAAAAGUCUCAGCCUGAAAACAACGAUGGACUGCUGGGAUCUGGGAGGACUUUCAGGAGGUCUUUGAGGAGGUCUCAGUCUAUUCUGGAGGAGGAGGAGGAAGAUCGAGGAGACGCUGGUUUGAAGCAAGAUGCAGCUGCUGUCCUCACAGACAGUACUGAGACAGAGGACUCAGUGAUGAUACCAACUGCAAAUACAGCCAACACUGGUUUAGAUACACUGGAGGAAGAAGAGGAGAAAGCCAGGUUCUUUGCCAGACUGGAGGCCGGAGCUUCAUCAACUAUAGAUUAUUCCAGGCUGAACAGAGAGCUGGACUCAACAAGUUCCACCAUUGGUACAAGCCUCAGAUGGAUGGAUGUCCUGACUCCGUCCAGGAAAACUGAGGGAGCAGUGGAGCAGAGUGAUGCUGAUCAAAGGAAGUCCGCUGUCACAGAGACCAUCAGAGAGUCUCUAGGCUCUCCUCACUACAGCGAGGACUUUGAGGAAGAGGAGAAGAGAAAAGAGCCACGGGAGGAGAAGUCAAAAAUGUCUACAAUUCUUGCCAAAGUUUCUCUUUAUGAUUCCCUGGAUGACACCGGUGAAGAAGACAGAAGAAAGGACACAGCAACAUCAUUGGACAGAGGCCAGCAGUAUGUGCAGAGUGGAGGCUCAGAGAUGGAGGCUCUUCAUGAGGCCUUCAGACAGAUCCAUGUGGUGGAAGAUUCAGAAGAGCACAGUCACCAUUAUUCAUCUCUGGAAGGGAGGGGGAGGACACACAGGCCUGUGUCUCCAUCCUCCCCUCCACAACAUGCCAGACAGUCCCUUCAGCCCACUUCUACAAAUGAGUCAGAGCUACCCACUGCAGAAGAGUUAAUGAGACCCAUCCGGCCCGAGCAGGAGCAAAUCAGAGGCUUCACCCUCCAGCCUGUCAGUGCUGUAGAACUUGACCAGGGAAAGACAUCCCACUUCUACGAAAGGACUUUCCUAGAUGCGACUUCACCAGAAUCUCAACUGAAGCAACCUGGAGAGGCUGAUAACGUCACAGGAAUAAAGGAAGCCAGGAGGCUGAGCUCCCCAGACUCUCCCAACCAUAACCUGACAUGGAGCAUCAGACAGGAAGUAGAGAGGCUGAUGCAGGAUCAGAACCAUUGUUCAUCUUACGCAUCGUCUCAGGAUGGCAACGCUAAGAAACAACCGGGCUCCCGUGGCUCCAGUCUUCAUCCCUCUACAUCUUCAAUGAGGAAACCCACUGUGGCUCCUGUGAGAGGCAGAAGAGUGGAGGGAAGAGCAGCAGUGACUUCCAGGUCAUCAGGGCUGAGCAGAGUGGCUGUUACAGCCAGAAGUCAGUCUUCUGUUUCCCGACCUGUGCAGCAUCCACAAGACAAGGCCAGAUUCACAAAGAGCCAAGAAAAAGAAGGCUACACAGAGCCAGGUCUGAAUGCGAGCAGUGAGCUGGUGGCAUCUGUUCAGUCAUUGGUGGCUGUCCUCCAACAGCAGAUAGACACCGGCGGUCGCCAGGAUGCUGCAGACACACCGGAAGCCAGUCUGACACACCAUCUUCCAAAGGACAAUAGGGAGGAGGACAGCUCUCGGGUGGAGGAGCUAAGGCUCCAGCUUGCUCAGAAAGAGAAGGAGUUGCGGGUGAUGAAGGAAGGAGCAGAAGAGCUCAACUCACUCAGACAACAGAACUUUGUGCUGCAAAGCAAGCUGCGAAGUGCAGAAGAAGCCAAUCAGAAGAAGAGAUGGGCGGAGGUGCCUGACUCUGCUGCGGAUGAACACCAACAGAUGGAUAAAGAAAUAAAAGAGCAGGAGAUGCUUAUCAAAGGUUACCAGCAGGAGAAUGAGAAGCUGUGUUUGCAGAUGAAAGCUCAGCUGGCCAAGAGUAAAGCCAACGAGGAGGCCAUGUUCCAUGAGAACCAGAGGCUGCUGAACGAGCUGGCCUUCACGCGCAGGGAGCAGUCGGAUAAAACCUGCAGGCCUGUGGGAAAUGUUUGCUCAAUGGAUCACACUCAACGCAUUACUGACUUGUUAGCUCAAAUAAAUACAUUUCAGAGGAAUGAAGCCAAACUGUCUGAGGACAUUCACAGACUGAAGCAAGAAAAACAGGCUCUGGAUGUGGACCUGCAGCUCAUGAAGAAAGAGCGAGACCUAGCUAAAGCUCGGGCCACGUCUGCCUCAGGUGAUAAGACUUUUCAGAUGCAUGUCUUAGAGGACAAGCACAGAGAGGAAGUGGCAGCCCUGAAGAAGAAGCUGCAGUGGUUUGCUGAGAACCAGGAGCUGCUGGACAGAGAUGCUGUCAGACUGAAGGCUGCUACAGCUGAGAUACGCCAGCUCAAAGAGCAGGUAGAAAAACUAAAGACGGAUGUGGGCAAAAGAAGCAGUGAGCAGCAGAGAAAGGCCAGAGAGAAAACAGUGGACACCAAGAGGAUGCAGGACCUGGAGCGACAGGUCAAGGAGCUGGAGCACAUACUCCGAUGUAGAAACCCAAACUCCCUGCCCGCUUUGAUCUACGCUGCGGCCACGGCUGACAGUCAGGACAGUGCAGACGCCACCAAGACCCCACCCCCCAGCAGGGUCAGUGCCCUGCUGGAGCGCAGGAUUCAGCGUCUGGAGACUGAGCUGGAGAGUCACGACGAGGAGGCCAAGCGCAGCCUGCGGGCCAUGGAACAACAGUUCCACAGGAUCAAGCUCCGCUAUGAGCAGCAGAUCUCAGAGCUGGAGCAGCAGCUGGAAGCAUCAAACUCAGCAGCUGGGACCAAGCCAUGGGCGUCACAGGUUCAAACCCUGGAGGAAGAGCUGCAGCGUGUGAAGGCAGCCCACCAGGAGAAAGAACUGUCCCUCCAGGAGCAGAUUGAGUCUCUCCAGCAUCAGCUCAAACACAAGGCCUAUCCAAGUCCGGGCCGGCACCAGCGUCAAGCCGAGGAAGCAUUCGGUGUCCGGAUAGAGCGCCUCAACCAAGAGCUCAGUGCCAAGACACGAAGCAUUCAGGAGCUGAGCCGCACUGUGGAGAGGCUGCAGAGGGAGAGGAGGAGCAUGCUGUCUGUCCCCAACCCACGACCAGAAACCCGUUCUACAGAGAGCAAACGACAACCGGGCCCAGCCAAACCUCCAUGUUCUGCUGCUGCAGCAGAGACGUGUGCAGGAGAAGAAACGUUCCCAGCUGCUCACUAUGAGAAGACCUACCAGCCGACCGUCUUCACAGGCAGUCACAUCUCAGAGGUUCUGCAGGAAAACGAGGUUCUGAAGCAGCGCCUGCAGCUGCUGGAGCUGCAGAGUGAGCAGGACAAGGAGGCUUUAAAGGCUGAUGCCAUACAAGCCAAGGAGGAGCUGUGCAGUCUUCAGGAGCACUCUGCAAAGCAGCUGUCCUCUAUAAAAACGGAGCACCUCAGGGUGUUGAAUGAGCUGUGCGCCGCCCAUGCCCUGCAACACUCGUCCUCAAAGGUUGCCGAACUGUCCAACAAGCUCAACACUCAGGAGAUAACGGUGAAACAUCUGCAGGAGCAGCUGAAAGAGCUGCAGGGAACUAAACAUGCACUGACAAUAUCCAGGAGCAGAGAGGACGCUCUGCAGAAGCAGCUGACCAGACUGCUGAAGGAGCUGAAGGAGGCUAAAGACGCUCAGAGCCCAGAGGUGAAACUGCUGUGCAGCCUGGAGAGGAAGAUCAUGAACAUGGAGCUGAGACACCAGCACAGAGAGAAAGAGCUGCAGCAGGUGAUUGGAGGCUCGUGGCAGACAUUAGACACUGAUCAGCAGUCAGAGGUGGAGCGCUGGAGGCAUCUAGCUCAGGACAAGAGCAGAGAGCUGGAGGCUUUUCGUCUGGAGCUGGACUCCAUCCUGGACAUAGUGAGACACCUCCAAACACAGGGAGUGGUCCUCCCCAUCACAGCCAGGAGUUAGUUCACACACACGGUUUGACUAAUGCGUGCCACUGAAAGUUAAUGCUGAAGCCAAACAUAGAUAACCUGAGCAAUAAUCAAUCAAUUAGUCCAUAUCCCACAUGGGUGAAAUGGACCAUAUUUCCUGAUCAGCCUCAGUGAUAUUUCAUUUGAAACAUACAAACAGACAUAAAGCUACUUUAUAUUAAUACUCCUACUGUACAUAUUUCUUAUCUCUCUCUGUAUAUUUCAUAACUAGAUUCUACUUUUGUAUUUAAAUUAUUGUAACUUGUUGAGAAAAAUAAAGGUUUUUCUGAAGUC